Messenger RNA from Scomber scombrus (Atlantic mackerel), 4224 nucleotides. RefSeq names its product hexose-6-phosphate dehydrogenase (glucose 1-dehydrogenase) (gene h6pd). Gene Ontology annotation, biological process: pentose-phosphate shunt, oxidative branch; glucose metabolic process; pentose-phosphate shunt. Bases 180 to 2552 code for a protein of 790 amino acids. The transcript is spliced from 5 exons. Gene Ontology annotation, molecular function: NADP binding; 6-phosphogluconolactonase activity; glucose-6-phosphate dehydrogenase activity. The record is from RefSeq and is a predicted model, not a curated record. Lineage: Eukaryota; Metazoa; Chordata; Actinopteri; Scombriformes; Scombridae. Gene Ontology annotation, cellular component: endoplasmic reticulum.
CCUUGAGCAAAGUGCAAAGUCUACACCCCUGCUGAGCUAGUAUCCACUGAUCAGUACACUCAUGACAGUAAAACAGCAUCCCAACACCAGCUCUCGAGUGACAGAAGAAGACUUUGCUAAGUAAUUUAUUUAUUUUUAUCGCUGGAGAUUUGAGGGUUUGGACGGUUUAGGAACACAGCAUGUUUGUGACUGUGUUACUGCUUCUGGUCACGCUAUGUGCCCAGGGAGGACAUGGCGAGGAGAAAGUGGAGGCACAGAGACCCGGCCAUGUUUCAGUGGUGAUAGUUGGAGGCACGGGUGACUUGGCAAAGAAGUACCUGUGGCAGGGCUUCUUCGAGCUGUACGUUAGCCAGGUUGGCAGUGGAAACACCUUUUCCUUCUACGCCGGAGGACUGUCACCCGUGGACCAGGCCACACCGGUUCUCUUUGAGAUACUAAAGGCGGCGUUCUGUUUAAAGCACAUAUCUGAGGAGCGCUGUGCUGUGCUGAAAGAGCAGUUCCUGCGGCUUGCUCAGUAUCGGCAGCUGAAGACCCUUGAGGACUACCAAGAGCUUGCCAAGCACAUUGAAAAACAACUUCAGGAAGAAGGAAUGGCUGAGGCAGGGAGGCUCUUCUACCUCUCAGUGCCAGCAUUUGCCUAUGCAGAUAUUGCUGACAAGAUUAACAACAGCUGCAGGCCGACCAGUGGGGCGUGGCUCAGGGUGGUGCUUGAGAAACCUUUUGGACAUGACUUCAGGAGUGCUCAGGUACUAGCAUCUCAGCUUGGGAACUCCUUGAAGGAUAAAGAAAUGUACAGAAUUGACCACUACUUGGGGAAGCAGGUGGUUUCAAAGAUACUUCCAUUCAGAAUAGAGAACAAGAAGUUUCUGGAUCCCAUCUGGAACAAGUACCACAUUGAGAGAAUGGAGAUUGUCUUGAAAGAGACCCUGGAUGUUAAAGGUCGUAUUGCCUUCUACGACCAGUAUGGGGUGAUCAGAGAUGUGCUGCAGAACCACAUGACGGAGGUCAUGACACUGCUGACCAUGCAACUUCCCCUGAAUCUGAGCAGCAGUGAAGAAGUUGCCCAUAACAAGCUGCAGAUUUUGAGUUCCCUGCUGCCUUUAGGAAAGAAUCAAGCUGUGAUAGGCCAGUACCAAGCGUACAAAACAGAAGUUCAGCAGGAGCUGAAUAAGACAAAAGAUCACAUCAGUGUAACACCAACAUUUGCAGCUGUGUUGGCACACGUCGAUGAGGCCCAGUAUGAUGGUGUGCCAAUUCUUUUGAUCUCAGGGAAGAUGUUAGAUGAACGAGUGGGAUACGCCCGCAUUCUUUUCAAAAAUGAUAUCUUUUGUCUUCAGAACCACAACAAUAUUCACUGCAAACCCAAACAGAUAGUUUUCUACUUUGGGCAUGGCAGCCUUAAAUAUCCAGCAAUUCUUGUAAGUAAGAAUUUAUUCAAGCCAGCUCUAAUGGAUGAGUGGAAGGAAGUGACAGAGCAUACAGAUGUCAGUGUACUAGGUUUGCCUAUUUCAGAUUACUACGUACAAACUCCAACAGUGCAGAGGGAAGCCUAUGCAGAACUUAUUGCUCACAUUUUUGCCGGACACAAAAAUAGUUUCAUCAGUACUGAAAACCUCUUGGCUUCUUGGGGCUUGUGGACACCACUGCUCAAUGGCCUCGCCAGCUCAUUUCCUCGCAUCUACCCAGGAGGUACCGACAAUGAGGACCUGCUGGACAUCCGUCUGAAAGGGAAUGACAUAAGCUACAACAGCGAGGUGGUAAUAAUCAGCCCUGAUCAGAUGGGUGGCACGUCAGCCAACAAUUUCCAAGUGAUGCAAGGCAAAUAUCGUAGUGCAGACAUGGUGUCUGCCUGGGCUGAGGAGCUGGUGGAAAGGCUGGCUGCAGACCUGCAGGAAGCUGCAGAGGCAGCUGUGCGUGAGGGUGGUGUUUUCCAUCUCGCCCUCUCUGGUGGGUCCACACCCCUCGCUCUGUUCCACAGGCUGGUCCUGCACCACUUCUCCUUCCCCUGGAGGAACACCCAUGUGUGGAUGGUGGAUGAGCGCUGCGUGCCACUCACUGAACUGGAGUCUAACUUCCACAGCUUGCACGACCAUCUACUGCAACAUGUGCGUAUACCCUAUUACAACAUCCACCCCAUGCCAGUGCAACUCAACCAGCGGUUAUGUGUGGAGGAGGAUGGAGCAGCACUGCUGUAUGAGAAAGAGAUUAAUAAGCUGGUCAAUGGCUCCAGGUUCCACUUUGUACUGUUGGGAGUCGGCUAUGAUGGCCACACAGCCUCUCUCUUCCCUGGUACUAAGGUGGAUGGGCAUGAGGAGAGUCUGGUGGCCCUCACUGAAAGUCCUGUCAAACCUCACCAGCGUAUGAGCCUUACAUUCAGUGCCAUUAACCAAGCCCACCAGGUUUCUCUUUUAGUGAUGGGCAAAGGCAAACAUGAGCUGAUUACCCAGCUGAGCCGAAUGAAGGACAACCCAAACAAAUGGCCAGUCACUGGGGUGAGGCCUGCUAAUGGCAGGCUUGUUUGGUAUAUUGACUAUGAUGCACUUUUAGGAUAGGGUUUAUAUUCCUUACUUUCAAUAAAAUGUCUUUGGAUAGCUGGUUGGUGGGAAAGAAUGUAUAAGCCAGCACUUGAUUAAUGGUUUUACAUGUUUAAUCUUAUUAACUACAGAUGAUAAAAUAAAUUGCUGCCUACAUUCCAGUACAGAAAUCAAACCUUGAUUAUGUGAAGUUCAAUGCACCAACAAGAAAGGUGUCUCUUUUAGCAACUGCAGUUGAAUGUGCAAUAACUAAACAUAAAGAGUCGGCGGCUCACUGUAGUGUUUUAUGUGAUGGACUACCUACCUCACAAUUUGAAACUCUUUGCAAGUUGAUUUUCCUUGCACAAGGAAUGUACUGAAGUGAACUGAAUCCAGUGGCUUGCUGCCUGGAAGGUAGGAAACAGUCAAAACAAAAGCUUUAAAAAUUGGUGGCAGUAAUGUAAAGUAAUUGUAAUCUCUAGUUAAUAGGUUAAAACAUGGUGGGGUCCUUUUUAAUUUAUGUUUAAAACAUUGGAAAAAUCUUUUUGUGUGUGUGCGUGUGUGUGUGUGUGUGUGUGUGUGUGGUUUAUCGAAGCCUAAUUAAGUGAUAUGAAUGAAAAUCAAUACAAAUAUAUCUGGUAUAUGUAUCUGCAGUUUACAAAGUGCAGGGUAUCGAGCACUAUAUCUGGUGCCAAAACCAAUUCCAACAAACAGAAUAAUUUACUUAUUACAACCCAGGGUGUUUCUAUGUGUGAAUUACGUAAAAUCUCAGGUGAAUUUUCAGAUUUACAGUUAACUGUGUGGUAUACUUUUCUUGGAUGUUUGUUGUUAUUGUGGAAUAGCAGGGACCCGCCUUAAAUUUCAUCAUUUAGUUAACGAAAUAGCUAAUGAUUUUCUAUAUUUUUCUUGUUUUCAACAAAUCUACUUACAAGUAUUAUAUGUGUACCCAAAGUCUUGAUAUAUCAUAUUUCUCUGUGCUGCAGACUUUGUCCAAAAAGUAUUAAAAACACAUCAGAGAGUCACAGUGUUGCAGUGGGUGACUUGUUCAUUUGCCCUGAGUAGAUUUACAAAGUCAAGAUGUUAUAUGUAGUACAACAAACUGGUAAAAAUGAAACUGUCAGACUUUGGAUACACACACACACUACUUGUAAGUAAGUGCAAUUUUAUUGUUUGGCUCUGCACAAGAGACAAUAAGAAAAAUAAAGAAAAUCACCAGCCUUCUCCUUUUAACAUAAAGGCUAAAAAUAAAACUGGGGCCUUGGAAGCAAUAAUUAUUUUUGUACACAAGUGGAAAACAUACAUUUGUAUUAAAUAUAUUAUUUAAUAUAAAAUAUUAAAAAAAUAUUAAAUUUGCUGCUUCACAUUGCUAACCUGUACACAUUCCAUUCUGAAAAUAUCUGUAGCCUCCCAAUGAUUUUUUUCACAGAAUGAUUCCAAAUAAAUCUAGCUUUAUUACAGUUUGAGGUUGGUUAAGUAUAUUGUAUAUUUAAACGUUAAACCUUUAAAUUAAAGUGUAUUGCUACUGAAUUUCAGCAGCCACCUGUCUGUAAAGGAUAUGUUGGGACAUACACUGAAAAAACAGCUGUGAUGUACAGUACAAAUACAAAAUGUACUGUAUGUAGAGCACUUCCAUUCAUCACAUUUUCACCAUAUGAUUAACCCAAGAUGCAAAAUGCCUUUUUUUCACCCUUUUAGCUCAAAUCCCCUGCCA